AUGACCGCCGAAAAGGAUUUCGACGCCAGCUCUACCGGCCUCCAAAAGGGUGAGGAUGGUAAGCUCGAUGUCGAACUGGCCCGGGCCAACAGCAAUGUCGAGUUCAACCUUGCCACGCAGAGUGAGCAGCUCGAGCGUGGUCUCAAGAGUCGUCAUAUUCAGUUUCUCGCGUUGGCCUCCGGUCCGGCAGCCCUGUUCAUGGGAUACAUAUCGAUGAUGAUUGUGGUGUGGUGCAUCAUGAACGCCCUGUCGGAGAUUGUGACUUACCUCCCGAUGCGCGGCAUCACGGUACCCUACUUCGUCGACCGAUUCGUCGACCCGAGCCUGGGCUUCGCGGCCGGGUGGAACUACUGGUACGCUUACGCGAUGCUGAUGGCGUCGGAGGCGGUGGCGGCCAGCAUCAUCAUCGACUACUGGGAGCCGCCGGUGGACAUUGCGGUGUGGAUCGCCAUCGUGCUGGUGGUGAUGCUGCUGCUCAACAUCCUGGCCGUCAGCGUCUUCGGCGAGGCCGAGUUCUGGUUCGCCAGCAUCAAGUUCAUCACCAUCAUCGGCCUCAUCAUCCUGGGCUGGGUCAUCUUCUUCGGCGGCGCGCCCAACCAGAGCAAGGUCCGCGGCUUCAGCUACUACAACGACCCCGGGGCCUUCAACCCGUACCAGACGUCGGGCGGGGCCGGCAGAUUCCUGGCGUACUGGCACGCCCUCGCCGCGGCCGGCUUCGCCUUCGUCACCUCGCCCGAGCUCAUCGCCACGGCGGCCGGCGAGACGGUGGCGCCGCGGCGCAACAUCCCCAAGGCGGCCAGGCGCUUCACCCUCCGGCUGGCCAUCUUCUACGGCUUCUCGUCGCUGCUGGUCGGCAUCCUCGUCCCCUACGACCACCCCGACCUGGUGGGCUCGUCCGCCAACGCGGCCGCCUCGCCCUUCGUCAUCGGCAUCCGCGAGGCCGGCAUCCCGGUGCUGAACCACGUCAUCAACGGCGCCAUCCUGACCUCGGCCUGGUCCGCCGGGAACUCGUUCCUCUACUCCGGCAGCCGCAUCCUGUACUCGCUCGCCCUCAAGGGCCAGGCCCCGGCCGUCUUCCGCCGCGUCAACCGCAAGGGCGUGCCCUGGCUGGCCGUCCUGGCCACCUGGUCCAUCGGCUUCCUCGCCUUCCUCAACGUCUCCAACUCGGGCGCCAAGGUCUUCACCUGGUUCAUGAACAUCUCCACCAUCUCCGGCUACAUCGCCUGGAUCGUCGUCCUCAUCACCUACAUCCGCUUCCGCAAGGCCAUGGCCAUCCAGAACCUGCUCGGACAGAUGCCCCUGCGCACCCCGCUCCAGCCCUACAUGUCCUACGUCGUCCUCUUCCUCGUCAGCCUCAUCACCAUCACCAACGGCUUCCAGAUCUUCAUCCCCAGGAACUGGAACGUCAGCGACUUCUUCGCCGCCUACGUCACCAUCCCCAUUUUCCUCGUCCUCUAUGCCGGCCACAAGAUCUGGUUCCGCACCCCGCUGCGCAUCCCCAUCGAGCAGGUCGACGUCAUCACAGGGAAGAAGGAGAUGGACGACCUGGCUGCCCUGGAUGAGCCCCCGAUCGCUCGCAACUGGGUCGAGAAGGUGUGGCUCUGGCUUACUUGA
This is a messenger RNA of Geosmithia morbida, 1614 nucleotides long. RefSeq lists its product as uncharacterized. Gene Ontology annotation, cellular component: membrane. Gene Ontology annotation, biological process: amino acid transmembrane transport. Lineage: Eukaryota; Fungi; Ascomycota; Sordariomycetes; Hypocreales; Bionectriaceae. Gene Ontology annotation, molecular function: amino acid transmembrane transporter activity. The transcript has 2 exons. The record is from RefSeq and is a predicted model, not a curated record. The coding region runs from base 1 to 1614 and encodes 537 amino acids.